UUAUCGAAGCCUUUCAAAAAUUAUAACCAAUUCACAAAAUAGAAGAAAAUGGCGAUUUAUCUUACUACUAGUUUGAAAUAAAAAAAGGUUUAAUGAUUUUGGAAAAUGAAGAGCCUGAUAUAUGAUUUAAAUAGAAAAGAUUAUUAUAAGGAGAAAAAGCAGCAGAAGCUAUCAAAGACCGGCGAGGAAUUCGAGAGGUUUCUUUAAAACCUCUCCGUUUAAUCGGCGGCGGCGAUUAUGCGGCGGCCAAAUCGCGUCCGAAUGGGGACAAAGAAACUGAGUUCUUUGAUUCGCAAUGGUCGUAGAAUAAACUGGGUCUCGAGUUCUGGUUGGAAAAUCUCAAUUGGUGUGCUAGGUGCUGUUGGUAUAAUCUUCGCAUCAAGAUUUAGAAAAUAUCUCGACUUCAACAUCUCAUAUCAAGACGCAGCUUCUACUGGUGUUUGGGUUGUCCCCGGAUUGAGAAAUCUCGGGAAUAAUUGUUUCUUGAAUGUUGUUUUGCAGACAUUGUCGAGCUGUGCUAGCUUCCGGAAAUAUCUGUGGGAGAUGAUGGAAGAAUACGGCUCAUUAUCAGCUGAAGAAGUAGAUGAUAAGUGUGGAGAUGAAAAUCUUCCACUUUUUAGUUCAUUAGCUUCACUAGUGGAAGAGUUAUGUAGUGUUCGGCACCAAAGAACUGUGCUCAACCCUCGAAAAUUGAUGGCAGCUAUGGAUCAUUACAUUCCGAAUUUCAAUCUAUCUAGGCAGCAGGAUGCCGAGGAAGCAUUUUCCCAUCUUUUGUCUGCGUUGAGAGAAGAAAUAUCAGAACAUUGUGUCCCCACUACGAGUUCCUUAGCGGAUUUGCCUGCACUGCCUAAUGGUAGGAUUCUUACCGCAAAGAGCAGUGAAGGCGAGAACGACUUGCAAAGAUGGAGCCGCAGUUUUCUCAAGCCCUUUGAUGGAAUUCUUGGCAGCGUCUUACUUUGCCAAAGCUGUUCGUUUCAGAUCUCUCUCGAUUUUCAACAUUUCCAUAGCUUACACCUCUCGCCUCCAGUGAGCAGUGAUGGUACAAUUAUGGCCGGGUGCACCUUGGAGGACUGCCUUAAGCGAUAUUUUGGAGCCGAACAUAUUGAGAAUUAUUGCUGCAGCAACUGUUGGCAUACGGCUGCAAUCGAAUAUGUGUCUAUUUUCAAAGAUAAGGCGGACAUUGAGAAACUACAAAGAUGUAAUAAGGGCGAAUCUUGUCAAUGCCGAACACUCUCUUCCCUCGAAGCAUUUCCUUGGUCGAAUAGGUUCUCUCGUACGCUCAAGCAACUGAGUAUCGCCCAGAGUCCUAAGAUUUUAUGCAUUCAUUUCCAACGAGCUUCAUAUAACGUGCUUGGACAGUCGAUGAAACUUAGGGGCCACGUCUCCUUCCCAUCGAUCCUCGAUCUGUCUUUGUUCACCAACACCGGAAUCGGGAUAAAAACGCCAGUUAGGCCGUCGAGCCAGCAAUUAACAGCCUUCCCUCGUUUCAUGUACCAAACGACGCCACUUGAUCCUGGAACGGGCAUUGCAAUUGAAAAUGGCCCUCGUUUGGAAGCUCUCGAUGCCAGCUUGCCCGGUUCUAGCAACGAGGACGCUACAAUUAGACCGUUGCGGCCUCCAAUGUACCGCCUCGUCUCGGUUGUCGAGCACUUCGGCGGGAGUGGCGGCGGGCACUACACAGUCUACAGAAAUGUGAGAGGCAAGAUAGGUGAUGGAGAUGAUGUUGGCCUGCUGGAAUCUGCAACUCACCAAUGGUUUUGUAUAUCAGAUUCUCAAGUUGAUAGUGUUUUAGAGAGAGAGGUGUUGGAUGCAAAUGCUAGCAUGCUUUUUUAUGAGAAAUUAGAGAAAUCUUGAGGUGCAAUAUUUGUUUUUCCUUUUCAUAGUUGACAGGCAAAGGCUUUACUCCAAUUAAAGUGCCUUGCAAUAAUGACUAAUUGUCAUGGCAUUUGUCCUAAAAUUAUUUCUAUUUUGAUAAAUGGAUCGGAUGAGAAUCCUUUUGGAUUUAUGUCUCUAAUUUAGUAAUUUGAAAUGAUACUGACACAUAUUUUUAUUUA
This is a messenger RNA of Salvia miltiorrhiza (redroot sage), 2054 nucleotides long. Its product is annotated as ubiquitin carboxyl-terminal hydrolase 27. Gene Ontology annotation, cellular component: nucleus; cytosol. The record is from RefSeq and is a predicted model, not a curated record. Gene Ontology annotation, biological process: protein deubiquitination. The transcript has 10 exons. Gene Ontology annotation, molecular function: cysteine-type endopeptidase activity; cysteine-type deubiquitinase activity. NCBI's taxonomy places the organism in Eukaryota, Viridiplantae, Streptophyta, Magnoliopsida, Lamiales, Lamiaceae. Bases 238 to 1854 code for a protein of 538 amino acids.